Molecule: messenger RNA, 2456 nt
Organism: Peromyscus leucopus (white-footed mouse)
Lineage: Eukaryota; Metazoa; Chordata; Mammalia; Rodentia; Cricetidae
Gene: Ing5
Product: inhibitor of growth family member 5
Exons: 8
Coding region: 50-772 (240 amino acids)
Biological process (GO): positive regulation of apoptotic signaling pathway; positive regulation of DNA-templated transcription
Cellular component (GO): nucleus
Molecular function (GO): chromatin binding
Source: RefSeq, a predicted model, not a curated record
UCCGCGGCACCGCCCGCUCGCGCAGACCCCGAGCGUGGCCGCAGCGAAGAUGGCGACUGCCAUGUACUUGGAGCACUAUCUGGACAGCAUUGAGAACCUUCCCUGUGAACUUCAAAGGAACUUCCAGCUGAUGCGAGAGCUCGACCAGAGAACAGAAGAUAAGAAAGCCGAGAUCGACAUCCUGGCUGCAGAGUACAUUUCCACGGUGAAGACUCUGUCUUCAGAGCAGCGCGUGGCGCACCUGCAGAAGAUCCAGAGCGCCUACAGCAAGUGCAAGGAGUACAGUGAUGACAAGGUGCAGCUGGCCAUGCAGACCUACGAGAUGGUGGAUAAACACAUCCGAAGACUUGAUGCUGACCUGGCGCGCUUUGAGGCUGACCUGAAGGACAGAAUGGACGGAAGUGACUUUGAAAGCACUGGAUCACGAAGCUUGAAAAAAGGUCGGAGUCAGAAAGAAAAGAGAAGCUCCCGGGGCCGAGGCAGGAGGACAUCAGAAGAGGACACUCCAAAGAAAAAGAAGCAUAAAAGCGGGUCUGAGUUCACGGACAGCAUCCUGUCUGUGCACCCCUCUGACGUGCUGGACAUGCCUGUGGAUCCGAACGAGCCCACAUACUGCCUGUGCCACCAGGUGUCCUACGGGGAGAUGAUCGGCUGUGACAAUCCAGAUUGCCCAAUUGAGUGGUUUCACUUUGCCUGCGUGGAUCUCACCACAAAGCCCAAAGGAAAGUGGUUCUGUCCACGAUGUGUUCAGGAAAAGAGGAAGAAGAAGUAACGGAGAGGCUGUGCCAGACUGCAGAGCAAGCUAAUAUAUUUCUUCACUCAUGUUGCAAUAUUAUCUUUCAUUUUAAAACUACCUUAUUUCAACUGAUAUUUAAUAAUUCAGUGGCCAGUUAUGAUUUUGGAUGUUUCCCAAACUAGGAAGCCACUGCACCGUUUGCACAGAACAGUCUCGCAGGGACUUGCCACAGUGACUUCUCACGCAGGCUCCCCACUCCUGCAGCCUCCCAGCACUGAGAAUGUCGGAAACGUGGCCUGUGGUGAGUGUCAGUCUGGGUUGUAGGCAAAGUGCUGCGUGGUGCAGGGUGGACACAUUCUAACCUGGUGUCCUGCGCUGUUUGGGGACUAGAGGGUCAGCCUUGAGGGUCCAGGUUUUCCUGGACUGUCCCGCGGCACCCCGGAAGCACGCUGUUGCUCUGUGAGCAAAGUCUUGUCAGGCGCUGUCCCGUGCUGUGCUCUGACCCUGACCGAAGACCAGGGACUCCUGGCCAACAUACCUCGGAUGUGUCUGGAAGGGACUGGGGCUCUUCCCCGGUGGAAGCGCCCUCUGUUCCAUCGAGCACCACCUUUUCAGGGGGAACCUCCAGCCCUUCCUCCCUGGAGGGUAAGCUUCCGUUAGCCUCGGACUGUCCGUUAUCAACCAGCACCGCCCAUCUGCGGAUAAACAGCCAGGCUGAGCUUCCACCUCUCUGGGAAUUCCUAACUUUUUUUUUUUUUAACUGUGAAGAUGAAAUUAUUGUACUAGCAUGAAGGUCAUGGGUCUGUGUGUCUGUGAAGUGAGUCUGUCUACUGUGAGCUAAUUUUAGAACUCUGCUAUGUGGCAUCCCACCAGACCAGCAGCUUACAUUCAAGGGGACUACAAUUAUGUGACAUGAUUUGUGAAUCUGUAUGUCCAAUAGCAGUUCUGGAAUGAAGGUAGGGAACUAGAGUGUACUCUUUGUUUAACCAAUGUCCACAAAACCAGUGUUGAACUGUCCUUUGGAGAUAGUUGGGGGUGGGAGGGUGUAUACACAGGGCCUAUGGAGAUGCAUCUGGGGUGGCUCCUUACGUGUGACAGGAUCCUGAGAGCUUCCUUAGACUUAGAAUUCCUCUGGCAUGUUUUCCAGUGUCUCACUCACUCAGGCUCUGAGAGGUAAGAGAGCCAGUCCCUGGCCUCAGAAGAAGACCCACAGCACAGAGCUGGGCUACGCAAUUUCUCAUGUAAGGAGAGGCCAGUUUUUAUCUGACGACAGGUGCAUUGUUUUAAGAUGGUCGUGUCUAAAUAGAGAGAUUGCCCUCCCACUUUAUCCAAGGAAUGGAAACGAGGCAAGAAGGAGCUGUGUCUGCCCCACAUCAUACCAGCGUGGUCAUGUUCUACUGGACAGGGCGCCCUGCACAGCCUGUCCCAGCCAGAGAGGGAGACAGGAAUGGCUUGUGUUUGUGCUACUGAGUAAGUUGGUCCAUGUGGACCCUUCCUACGCAGCAGGUGCCAGGCAGGUGGCAGCAGCUGCUAGGCUACUGUCCAAGCUUGUCUCCAGGCUAGGAAGAGCUUUGGAAAUUCGGUUCCUGUGGCUUGAGGGGCUAGUUUUCUUCUUGGGGACCCCCUCUCAAACUCAGAUUAGAUAGACAUUUUCAUUUCUUUUUGUUGUUGUUUUUUGGUUUUGAUUUUAUUAUUAUUUUUUUCUUUGUUUUGUUUUAUU